GCCCCCACCACGAGCCGCGGGGCGGAGUCGUGCAGCGACAGUGGCGGAUCGGUGAAUGAGAGAGGCAGGUGCAGCAGCAGGCGAGCGGCGAUGACGGAGGGCACCACGCUGCUCCGCCGGCGCGGGGGGCCCUACCGCACGGAGCCGGCGUCAGAGCUGUCGCGCUGGCGGCUGAGGAACGAGGACGGGCGGCAGACGUGGAGCUUCGUGGAGUGCGGGGACGGCGAGCCGCGGCCACAGAACGUAGUCGAGCGGCACGCCCUGGGUCUCGACACCGUGGAAUUUGCCGGGAAUCUUCCGCAAGCGACAACGGCACGGGAGGCAGCGCGCAAUGGCAUGGCCUUCUACAAACUCUUGCAGACCGAGGAUGGACACUGGUCUGGAGACUACGGGGGACCUCUCUUUUUGCUGCCAGGACUGCUCAUCACUUGCCACAUUGCUCACAUCCGCCUGGCCGAGAUGCAGAAGCGGGAAAUGGUGCGGUACCUGCGCUCAGUUCAGCUACCUGACGGAGGCUGGGGCUUGCACGUAGAGGACAAGUCCACAGUGUUUGGCACUGCGCUUAAUUACGUGGCCAUGCGGAUCCUUGGCGUGGACUCUGACGACGCAGACCUGGUGCGGGCCCGUGCGAACCUGCACGCCAAGGGCGGUGCUAUUGGAAUUCCGUCGUGGGGCAAGUUUUGGCUCGCUGUGCUCAAUGUGUACAGCUGGGACGGCAUGAAUACCCUCUUCCCAGAGAUGUGGCUGCUGCCGCGGUGGUUUCCCGCGCACCCGUCCUCGCUGUGGUGCCACUGCCGCCAGGUCUACCUGCCCAUGAGCUACUGCUACGCCGUGCGGCUCUCGGCCUCCGAGGACGACUCCCUCGUCCGUAGUUUGCGACAGGAAUUAUAUGUGCAAGACUAUGCGUCAAUAGACUGGCCUGCUCAGCGGAAUAAUGUGGCACCUUGUGAUCUAUACACCCCGCACAGCUGGCUGCUUGACUUUGCAUAUGGGUUUCUGAAUGUGUAUGAGCGGCUGCAUGUGACGAGGCUGCGCAAGAUUGCCAUGGAGGAGCUGUACGACCAUAUUUGUGCUGACGACCGCUUCACAAAGUGCAUCAGCGUCGGCCCUAUCUCCAAAACCAUCAACAUGUUGGUGCGGUGGCAUGUGGACGGGCCCACCUCUUCUGCUUUCCUGGAGCACGUGGAGCGGAUCCCUGACUACCUCUGGAUUGGGCUGGAUGGAAUGAAGAUGCAGGGAACGAAUGGAUCCCAACUCUGGGACACAACUUUUGCAGUGCAAGCUUUUCUAGAGGCGGAAGCUCAAGAUAUCCCAGAGCUCGAAGAGUGUCUUCGUCACGCACACGCGUUUUUGGAGCUCACCCAGAUCCCUGACAAUCCUCCGGAUUAUCAAAAGUACUACAGGCAGAUGAACAAGGGUGGAUUUCCGUUCAGCACACGGGACUGUGGCUGGAUCGUUGCAGACUGCACAGCAGAGGGGCUUAAGUCUGUGAUGCUGCUGCAGGAAGCUCGCCCUGGUCUGGUGCAGAAACCCCUGCCUGCAUCACGCCUGUUUGAUGCGGUCAAUGUGCUUUUGAGCAUGCGUAAUGCAGAUGGGGGAUUUGCUACUUACGAGACCAAGCGUGGUGGACGGCUGCUUGAGCUGAUAAACCCCUCUGAGGUGUUUGGAGACAUCAUGAUCGACUACACAUAUGUGGAGUGCACGUCCGCAGUGAUGCAGGCACUGCGCCACUUCCAGGAGGCGUUUCCCGACCAUCGGCACCACGAGAUCCAGGAUACCCUGGAAAAGGGCCUGGAGUUCUGCAGGCAUGUGCAACGGCGUGAUGGCUCCUGGGAGGGGUGCUGGGCUGUGUGCUUCACAUAUGGAACGUGGUUUGGACUGGAAGCAUUUGCUUGCAUGGGUCAUCGGUACCACGAUGGGGGUGCAUGUGCGGAGGUGAGCUGCGCCUGCACAUUCCUGGUGUCAAGACAGAUGUCUGACGGAGGCUGGGGUGAAGACUUUGAGUCAUGUGAACGCAGAGUCUAUGUGCAGAGUGAACGCUCACAAAUCCACUGCACAGCCUGGGCCCUGCUGGGACUCAUGGCAGCCAGGUACCCCCACACAAAUGUGAUUGAGAAAGGCAUCCGUGUGCUGAUAGAAAAGCAGCUGCCAAAUGGAGAUUGGCCCCAGGAGAACAUCGCGGGCGUGUUUAACAAGACGUGCGCCAUCAGCUACACCAGCUACAGGAACGUGUUCCCUGUGUGGGCACUGGGGCGCUUUGCCCAGCUCUACCCGUCCAGUGUGCUGGCUGGCAAGGUCAAAGUGUGACCUUCCCGAUAGCCAGACGGGCGCUUCAUAACUGAAGGAUCGUCUGUCAUAUUCAUUGGGAAAUGUGCUGCUGCAUUUAUAAAAUGGUUACGAAAUGUUAAAUAAGCUAUUAGUUGUGAAAAAAAAUGUUUCCUUUGUCAAGAAAAUGUAUUCAUUAUCAAGAUAUUUUCAUAGGUGUACUGUGAACACGCUCAGUCAAAAGCUCACCAAGCUCAAACAAGUUUUGGGUGGUGACUAUCUUGGUAGAUGCGAGUCAGGAGUGAUUUAUUUCUGUACAAUGACCAAUACCCUGCAGUGGAGCAUUGACUAGCCACCGAGGGCUUAGGUAAAGCCCUUUGAACGGGCUUUACCUAAGCCCUAUGAAAGGAAAGUUUCAGAUAAAACUCAAUACAGUAUUCACAAUUACACUGUGGUGCUGGCUAAGGGGUACGAUUGGUUCCAUCCUACCUUGAUGGAAUGCCAGCCAAUAGAGAAUCACAAUUCUUCAGUUUGCAAUUUUACUCGAGUUGUUUUGUCUCCACUAUUGAACCGCAUUCCAUAAUAUCUCAGUCCACAAUGUAGAAUAUGGUGUAGAGGGCAGGGAUAGGCAUAGGAGACAGCUGGCUCAGAUUAAGAGUGCUUGGCUCUUUUCAAACCUAUUUACCAGCUUGCAUUAGUAGCACGUGGUAGACUGAAACAAUCAGUAAAUUUGUACCCUUGUGCAUCUGCUAUUGGCAUCCAUGUGCUCUUAUUUUUGGACAUUCAUUUAAUCUGUUAAACUUUUGUUACAUUGGCCGCCAAAAAUACUAUUUCAACCCGCCAAAAUAAUUGUACCCUGCCGACCUUUGAUUAUAGAACAUAAACAGGGUAGGGCCACAGAAUUGUGAAAUUUCACAGUAUCUUACACAUUCAGCAAGGGCAUUUCCACUAUUCAGGUGGCACAUCGUAAAUUCUGGAACAAUAUUGUGCCCGUUUCAUCCGUGGGAGAAUCUGCCCAACUGCAUUUGUGGAUAGCAACAUUUGAACGACUUAUCAUAAAGUGUUUUCUUAAUUACAUAUAUAGUGUAAUAAUUGUUAAUUAUUAGGGUGUAAAAGUCAAUGUUUUGUCCCUCUUAAUCUAGAAAUUACUUUCCACACUUUUUCAACAAAAAGUGUAUCCACUAAGUUUGAUAAUUCUGUUUUAGAGAAUGGUGUAAAAAAAUAACAUUUUCAUAUAUCAAAAUAAAACGUGAUUAUUAGU
Messenger RNA from Petromyzon marinus (sea lamprey), 3526 nucleotides. RefSeq names its product lanosterol synthase (gene LSS). Gene Ontology annotation, cellular component: lipid droplet. Gene Ontology annotation, biological process: cholesterol biosynthetic process; triterpenoid biosynthetic process. NCBI's taxonomy places the organism in Eukaryota, Metazoa, Chordata, Hyperoartia, Petromyzontiformes, Petromyzontidae. Gene Ontology annotation, molecular function: lanosterol synthase activity. The record is from RefSeq and is a predicted model, not a curated record.